Messenger RNA from Rhopilema esculentum, 2497 nucleotides. RefSeq lists its product as uncharacterized. NCBI's taxonomy places the organism in Eukaryota, Metazoa, Cnidaria, Scyphozoa, Rhizostomeae, Rhizostomatidae. Gene Ontology annotation, molecular function: protein binding. The record is from RefSeq and is a predicted model, not a curated record.
UUCUAUUCUUACUUCGGGCGAUCAACAGAGCAGGUUCAAGUUUACGGCAUUCUAUUCGAGAUGGUUAAUCAAAAUCUUAACUUACAAAGAGAGGAAACCGUAUGGUAAUUUAAAAUGCUGCUAAAACUUCUGCAUAAUUUAUGUUCUUUGGAAAUCACAUGGAGACAGAGUACAUCGAGUCAGAAGCGACAAGCCCACUCAUGGCUUGCCCGUGUGCACUGAAGCUAUUCGAAGUAAUUCGGGCGACAAUUUGAGCAGGGAUAACAGCAUUUUAUAUAAGCAUAAUGGAUAUUGAGAACGAAAUGUUAUUGGAACGGCUUGCGGUUGCUGCAAGUUGUAUAAAGAAAGAUGGGCGUAACCCGAUGCCAGACGAAAAUUCACUGAUAGCCCCAUUCUGUGAGAUUACCGAAAUGAUUCUUCGAAGGGGCCUUAAACGUGGGUUGGCAAUCAUCGGCUUAAAAGAUUGCGACUAUUGGAACUUCUUGGAAGGAUUUUUGACGUCAACAAAGAUAGAAAAAGGACUGCCAUCACCGAUACGAAAUAUCAUUUCCAUUAUCCAGCAAUCUGACAAGGUCCACACUAGCACUGGCCGUGGGCGUUUAUUCAUCCGAAUCGCCCUUGUAAAAGAUUGUCUUGCAGCAACGAUAGAAUAUUUGCUUCAAAAUCCCAAGUAUAUACGGUACUGGUACAACGAUGAAGCAGCAUUUUUGGACAAAAAUCACACAGAAUGCAUAAUUGGAAUUAUCAAGACACUGAGUCACAUAAAAUUUUCUCUGCGAGUAACCGUUUGCAGUUUUCUCCACGAAGAUUGGAUUAUACCUAAAACAAUGAAGCUCGAUUUGGUUCCCAGUGAGAAACUGGGUGUAACUGUCUUCUCUAUUCAGUCGAAGUGUGUUGUUGCUGCUGUUCAGCCUGGAAGUGUAGCGAAUGAGAGUGGCCUAGCUCCAGGUGAUUGUUUUGACGAGUUUUGCGGGAUAUUUAUCACCGAAAGAUUGGCUUGCCAGAUGUCUGCGAUUCUGAAAGCCAACAAAGGCCAACCUAUUUGUGCAGUAAUAAUCAAGGGUACAUUUUCUGAUGGUCGAUGGUUCUCUCCGCUGCAAAGACGGUUUAAACUCACAGACCUUAGCAAAAUUGAUCUACCAAUUGCAAAAAGCGAAACAGAGAAAGAUAUAUUGGAAUCGAGGUCUCGAUCGAAGUUUGACGUUGUUUAUAUCUCAUCUGUGGAUGUUGGAAAGAAUGGGAGUUCAAAGAUCGUACAAAAUGGCAUUAAAAAAGCUUUGGAAGAAAUAAAUGGCGUAGAAAGCACAUCGCAGGAAGCUACAAUAACUUUAUUGGAAAGAGAUAUAUUAAUGGCAAAAAGGAAAAGCGGGGAAAGCAUCGGCAAAUAUUCGUAUACAGAAACAUCAUCUUGCGGUUUAGGAGAAGAUAAAAGUUACUUUGGGUUUAUAACUGGGGACACAACCUGCUCCUUUGCAAGCAAAUUUGUCUGUCACGUGUUCAGGGCAACGGACCCAGAAAUGGCCCAAGACAUAAUAACUGGAAUAGGAAGGGGGUUCAACCGAACAUUAUACUGCGUGUGAGUGUAAUUUCACAUCGAAGAGACCAAGCCAUUAAAACACGAUAGCUUCACAGAACACAAUUUGAUGCAAGUUGCAAAAUGAAUCGUUUCUGGAAUGGAAUGGUCGUUUUUGGGCAAAACAGUGCCCAAAAGCAAUACAAUUGAGUUUAACUCAAAACUAUUCUAUAAUAUACUAUCAAAUGUUGGACAAUUGUAAGUUCUUUGGUUCCACGAGGAAGUAAAUAUUCGUUGAAAAGAAAAAUAUUAAAGAUUAAGUUAUUGAUUAACCUUAAUUCGACAUUUUUGCACUUGAAAUAAGGGACAUUGCAGAUUUGCUAUACUGGAUUGUAAAAUCAGUUAUUGUAUCUGAUCAAAUCAUAUGAACAAAUGCGUUUUGAAGCCAGAAAACGUAGCUGAAUUGAAAUCUUACCGUCUAUAUUUAUAUUUGUAAAUAGUAAAACACAAAAAUUCCUCAAAGACAACCCUACCUAGGCAUCUCUUGAUGAAUCGUGAUGACUUUAUUGUACAAUCUACUGUAUAGAGUAUUAAUAAAUUGUUUUAGAGUAAAUUUGCUUGAUUUUAUGAAAUGAGUGGAUUAAACAGAAGCUUUAUCAAAUACCUCUUUUUCAAACCUUUUGCCAUCUAAGGGUGCUCUUCUGCGAAUGUUCAAACUUGUUGGCAAAUAAAGCAUGUCUCAUUCAUUUUGUUGGUAAACGAGGCCUAAACACCUCCCUAUAGCGAAAAGGCUAGCAAUCGCACUUCUUACAUCCUUAUAAUUUAAGAAAAUAUUAAGAACAAUCCAGUCUCAAAUUUUCGAAAAAUAAAGAACAGCAAGCCUGGACUUCAAUUGACUAGUUCGCAUAAAAUGGUUCUUAAGAGUGUAAAAACUUAAAAAUUUGAAUCUUAUUGGAUGAUCUAGAGUAAAAAUAGGAGUGUGAU